AUGACCAGCCAAAAGCGCAUCUCCAAGGAGCUGGCCGACUGCAUGGCCAACCCGCCCGCGGGGAUGAAGAUCGAGCUCGCCAACGAGUCCGACAUCCACAAGUGGCACAUCACGCUCGCCGGGCCGCCCAGCACCGUCUACGCGGGGGGUACCUUUGGCCUCGUCGUCAGCCUGCCCGCCGACUACCCCUUCAAGCCGCCGCUCGUCACCUUCGCCACGCGCAUCUACCACCCCAACGUCACCAACGACAGCCUCGGCAACAUCUGCCUCGGCGCCCUCAAGCCCGAGAACUGGAAGCCCGCCAGCCGCCUGCUCGGCGUGCUCGAGGCCGUGCGCGGCCUGCUGAUCGAGCCCCAGCCCGACGACCCCCUCGAGGCCCGCAUCGCCGACGAGUACAAGAACAAGCGCGCGGACUUUGACAAGACGGCGCGCAACUACGUCUCGCGCUACGCCAAGGGCGCGGUCAAGUUCGAUGCGCUUGCUGCGUCGGCGGCCAAGGAGGCGGCGGCAGCGAGCUCCAGCUGA
Phaeoacremonium minimum UCRPA7 is the source of this 525-nucleotide messenger RNA. Its product is annotated as putative ubiquitin-conjugating enzyme protein. The coding region runs from base 1 to 525 and encodes 174 amino acids. The record is from RefSeq and is a predicted model, not a curated record. NCBI's taxonomy places the organism in Eukaryota, Fungi, Ascomycota, Sordariomycetes, Togniniales, Togniniaceae. The transcript is spliced from 2 exons.